Molecule: messenger RNA, 4377 nt
Organism: Hypanus sabinus (Atlantic stingray)
Lineage: Eukaryota; Metazoa; Chordata; Chondrichthyes; Myliobatiformes; Dasyatidae
Product: bone morphogenetic protein 15-like
Exons: 2
Coding region: 1642-2925 (427 amino acids)
Biological process (GO): SMAD protein signal transduction; BMP signaling pathway
Cellular component (GO): extracellular region
Molecular function (GO): cytokine activity; growth factor activity
Source: RefSeq, a predicted model, not a curated record
CUACAUUGACUGCUCUACCUCCAUCAAUGUGUUCAUUCACAUCCUCAAAAAAUUCAAUGAGGCUCGUAAGGUACGACCUGCCUUUGACAGAGUGGUGCUGACUAGUCCUAAUCAUAUUGUGCCUCUCCAAAUGCUCAUAAAUCCUGCCUCUCAGGAUCUUCUCCAUCAACUUAGCAACCAAUGUUACUAAAUAAAAUCAACUGAACAGCUAUAGCCUUGGAAACGAAUCUUUAUAUCAUGAGUACCAAAAGAUUUUCUAAAUAAUCAAUUUUCUCUGUCAUUUCAAAGGUAUGAUGUAUUUUCCCAUUUAGACGUAGGGUUCAAGAAAUUUGGCUAAAUAAAGCCUUAUAAUAUGGUCCAUUUGAUGAUAUAUCAAACUAUUAGCCUUUCAGUCAACAUAAUACUUUCGAAUGAACACAAAGAUAACUCAUAUCAGAACUUCAAUAAAGAAUGGGUUUUGAAGUCUAACAGUUUUCAUUAUGAUAGUAAAAUUUCUACAUAUCCCUAUGGCUCUUCAUGCCACAAUUCAGUAUGACCCUCUAAUGGACUUCAUGUGAACUUACUCUGAAGUCUCCUGCUAAUUAUCAUUUUAAAUUUACCAAAAUAUUAUAGCAUCAGAAACUCUUUAAACUAAUGCGAUAUACUGGUGUAUGUGUAUAUGUAUCAGGAAGCUGUUGGUCUGAGCUGAGUCUGUUGAUAGUAAUUGAAAUAACAACAGCAGGUGAAGUGAGUCAUAAUUCCCACAAUCCAGGAAAGGGUAAACUCACCCUUUGCUUUUGCCUUGAACAGUUCUUUGCAUUGAGCUGACAGCAGCAGAGACUGCACUGAUAAUAGUAUCCUGGACAUUAAUAUUCUUAAGGUUUGCAUAUGAAAUAUUUGAUGAGUACUGAUGCGAAAGAAAUAUAAACCAGCAUCAGUCAAUGCCUUAGGAAAGGGAGAACUUUGAGAGAAAAUAAAUUUCCUAAUAUUAGUGAAUACACACAAUGAAUAAAAAUUAUUAAAAGGAAAUUUCUAUAUUCCAAAAUAGAUCCUUGUUUUCAUUGUUUCCCCUUUAAUCUGCUCUGCAGUAUGUAGAUGUAAAGGGCAUAUUUUUGCUAGAUGUACAAUAAUAUUAAAUAGUGACUUCGCGUUCAUUUUUUCUUAUAUGGAAAAAUGCACCCCCUCCCCACUGCCAGUUAGCUCUCUUUCUUGGACAUGCAUAGCUAAAGCAAGAUAUUUUAAUUAUAAGAAAUACGCUCCCAAGUUAUAGAGCACAACAUCUUCUUCACCCAGGUUCCCACUUAACACAAAAACUCUGCGUGCACUUUAUCAGCAUUCGAAUAGCUUUGGCUUUCAAAUACCCAGGAACACCAAACACUGGAGAAAAUGGCCUUUGAGAUAAUGAGGAAUCCAAUUAGGUCUUAAUCUAGCAUUUUCCGAAGUUUGGGCACUAAGUUUUAAAAAGUAUAUUGGUGUGAAUUUUAAUUCCUCCAAACAGAAGCGAUGCCUCCAACUUAACUAAUUAUGCAAAAAAUAGCCAAACUGAUCUAACUGCGCGAUACAUUGUACGUCACAAACUGUUAUUGAAUCAAUGACGUCACGUGAGAGUAUCCUUAAUUAGGGGAUAAUUUGCCCAACCUGUUUUAUGGCGCAUUCAGUGGAAUGCUUUUGAAUUUAUCAGUGUAUUGGCGCUAUGGUCCUACUUGGUCUACAGUUAUUUGUAUGAUAAUACCUUUAGUAGCCAAUAUGUGCAGCGUUAUGAUUUGGAGUCGCAACAUAUUUCGCAUUUUGAUAUGUCUGCUGGAAAUUGUAGCAUUGCAUGGAGGUGCCGGGUUGAGUGAACAGCCUGAUGGUAGGAAGGGGAGGGACUUGGGUCCCCUAAUCGAAAUGUUGGCUAGGAAGGUCAGUCCCCGCUCUCCACUACUCUCGGGGCAGAAGGAACGUGACCAACACAUGGACUACAUGACUAACCUCUACAGACAGUCGGCAGAUCGGAAUGGGAAUCCCAAAGCUAACCGAAGCAUUAUGACAAAUACCAUUCGCUUGGUGAAAUCCAGCUCGAGUGUUUUGUUUGCCAGUUCAGGUCACUGGCAAGUCCACCAUGUUGAAUACAAUCUGCAGUAUAUUCCAGAGCUGGAACAUUUGAUUAAAGUUGUUAUUGUUUAUUUGCACAGUCCUCUUCCUAAUUACUUCAAGGUUUCUUGUGAGAUCAAAUGCCUCCUUGCAAAUAAUGUUGAUGUAAACUUACAGAGUAACACUGCCAUAAAAAUGCCUGUCAAAUUUAUGCUGAAGAUGCAUGCUCAAUGGGCAGAAGCUGAUAUAACUCCUUGUGCGCAUUUCCCAUCUGGCAAUUUUGUGAAGAAAAUUUAUCUGAGCAUCAGUUAUAAGUGUACUGAACAAGGAAAUGUCAGUCAAGGAACUCUGGACAAAAAGAACACUAUCCAGCUCCAAGUUCCUUCAUUGUUAUUAUACUUGAAUGAUACUGAUGAGACUGCCCAUCAAAGGACAGAGAAAGAAAAGCAACUAUUUCUCAAAAAGCCAUCCAGAUCUCAUCGGUUCUCCAGGAAGCCUCGGCAAUUAAGUAACAUUACCCCAGACAUUCCUAGCAUCCGCAAGAGAAGCUCUCCUAGGAACAAUUGCAAACUCCAUUCAUUCUGGGUAAGCUUUGCACAAUUGGGAUGGGAUCACUGGAUUGUGGCUCCUCACAAAUACAAUCCAAAGUUUUGCAGGGGUGACUGCCCUAGAAUUCUCCACUAUGGAUAUCAGUCUCCAAACCAUGCAAUAGUACAAAAUUUUAUCAAUGAAAUUGUUGAUAAAAAUGUUCCACGACCAUCUUGUGUUCCCUCAAAAUAUAGCCCAAUUAGUGUCCUUAUGAAGGAGCAAAAUGAUCAUAUUGUGUACAAGGAAUAUGAGGACAUGAUUGCAGUUUCUUGUACAUGCAAAUAGAAUUGUCAGUUGUACCAUAAGUUUAGAAUUCAGGGAAGUUUACGUAGAGCAACUAGUUACUUGAGUUGGUUAUCAUAAAAUGUUCGUUGUCUUAAUUGCAUCCAUUCAAAGUAAGUCAUCCUAUGACUGUCUCUUGGAUGUAAUUUGUUACUUCUAUCACCAAGUAAAGUAACUUGUCUAAAUUGUAGUGCAGUGUACCCAUAGCAUUACUAUUUGGUCCCCUCAAAGUAAUGUUGUUCCUUAAUGUUAUCUUGCAGCGAUUUGCACACUAUUGCAGUUGGUGGGGGGAGUAGAUGUGUGAAUAGAGGAGGAAUAUCCCAAAUGUGAAGAAUAUUCUGCAAAAAAUGGAAACAAUUUGAUUAAAACUUGAUGUAAUGAGUUUAACAAUUUUGUAGUAUCAUAUUUAUAAUUGUAAUUUGUAAAUAUUGCUGAGUAUUUCUAGUCAAGUUUGCUAAUUAUAGGCAGAGUCCAUCUUUUAUAUUGUCAAGUCUGCUAAUUCUAAUUCACUCGAAUAGGAAUCUUUCAAUCUGAAUGUAAAUAGCUUCAAGUUUUAAUGCCAGAAUUAGAAUAACUCCAAUAAAGUUAUGUAGCCUUACUUGCAGUAACCUUUUAAAUUCAUAUCUCUUCAUAUAUGCUUCACUUGAGUAUUCCACUAGAUAGAUCAAGAUGCUACCCCCAUAACUGGCACACCAUCACUUUAAAGAGCUGCAGUACAAUACACAAUACAUAGAGGUUGGGGGGGCCAGGGAGAGGAAAACACAAGAUUAGAGGGAAGAAAUGGCUUGGGAUCUCACUAAAUGAGACAUAAUUUUGUGCACUAGGAAUGACUAACUCAAUGGAACAAAUUUAAUCAUUUUUAAUAAAUAAUGCACUUUGGUUUUUAAACACCAAACUUUUAUUUUAGAACUGGAACAAAUGAAUCUUGGCUACUGCAGUGUAAGGAUUAAUAUAAUCUAAAAUGUAUGUAGGUGUAAUUGGAAGAUGUAGUUGUAAAUCUAGAAUCUGAAGUUUCCUCUGCUUCUGGUUUAUCUAUUACUCUGAAAUUUUCACUGUUAUUUGUUCAGACUUGCUGAUAUCACCUAUUUUUUUCCUUUUAAGCUACAGUUGAUCUAUUUGCAAUAGAUGCUUGGCUGACAAGUGUAGAUCUAAAUGCUACCCCAUAGAUUUGGCUUUCGUGUACAUAAUAUUUAAUCAAUGAAGCCCCUCUAUACAAUAGAUAAAGAUAUACUUAAUAUGCUUAGAUAUGGAAAUAAUUCAGUGACCCACUUCAGUAUCUGUAAUUGGCCUUCCUAUUUUGGGAUUUAUUUGUACAAAUUUGGUGUUCAUUUACUGUCAAAGUAAUCUAUUGUUUAAGAUCUAAAUACUUGUGUAUGUAGUGUUGUAUCUAUUAACACUGAAAUUCUACAAAACUAACUUAGAUCUUUGUACCAUACCUAAUAAAGAAAUGGCUUG